Molecule: messenger RNA, 4563 nt
Organism: Entrophospora candida
Lineage: Eukaryota; Fungi; Glomeromycota; Glomeromycetes; Entrophosporales; Entrophosporaceae
Source: the annotation of a GenBank genome assembly
AUGUCGAUAUUUAAAAAAAAGAAAAGUGUAAAUGUCGAAAAUGGAACUUUUAUUAGUUUGGAACAACAUUCUUCCUCAAUUAUCGAUGAUAGCACCACAGUAACAGCUGCUACUACAAUGAAAGAAUUAGAUCAAUAUGACGAACCAAUAAUAAAAUUUGCAUCAAAUCGGAUCAGUACUUCGAAAUACACUUUGUUAACCUUUAUACCAAAAAAUUUAUUUGAACAAUUCCGGAGAGUGGCAAAUAUGUAUUUUCUUUUCCUAGUAGCACUUCAACUUAUACCUUCAGUAGGUGGUGGUGUUUCUCCCAUUUUAGUGGCUUCCCCACUAUUCACUAUCAUCACUAUGACUGCAAUUAAAGAUGCUUUUGAAGAUUGGAAACGUCAUACUCAAGAUAAAACACUUAACAAUUCUAAAGCUACGAUAAUAUCAAAUUGGGUAAAUGUCAAUAUGCCAUAUGGCGGCAGUGAGCAAUUUAAAUCCUUGCUGGUUCCAUCAUCAUCCCGUACAAACAAAACAAAAGUUUCAGAUAUAAAAUGGUCUGAUGCUCAUUGGCAAGAUGUUAAAGUUGGUGAUAUCAUACGAUUAAAUAAUAAUGAUCAAGUGCCGGCUGAUAUGAUAAUUUUAUCUACAAGCGAACCAGAUGGUCUUUGUUACUCGGAAACAAAAAAUUUGGAUGGUGAAACAAAUCUUAAAGUUCGUCAUUGUGUGUCCGCAACUUCAUCAAUAAAAUCUGAACAAGAUUGUGGGACUGCUUCUUUUUAUGUUGAAUCUGAACCACCAAAUGUCAACUUAUACACAUUCAAUGGAGUUUUACAUUGGAUCGUAAAAGAUGGCGCCGACAUUAAAACUGAACCCAUAUCUAUAAAUGACGUUUUGUUGAGAGGUUGUGUUCUUCGUAAUACCGAGUGGGUUAUAGGCUUAGUGCUAUAUACUGGAACAGAUACCAAAAUUAUGUUAAAUUCUGGCGAUACGCCAAGUAAAAGGAGUCGAAUUGAAAUAGAAACAAAUUUUCAUCCAAGAAGUUCUUCAGAAGUUUUUGAUUAUGAUGGAAAUGAUGAUGUUGAUAGUGGUCCAUUUCUAAGCGGUUUCGUGACUUUUUGGACAAGUAUGGUUUUAUUUCAAAAUAUUGUACCUAUCUCAUUAUAUAUUACAAUCGAAUUGGUUAAAACUAUGCAGGCAUACUUUAUUUAUUCAGAUAUUGAAAUUUAUUAUGAAAAGCUUGAUUAUCCAUGUGUUCCAAGGACUUGGAAUAUUUCAGAUGAUUUGGGUCAAAUAGAAUACAUUUUCUCAGAUAAAACUGGUACAUUAACUCAAAAUGUUAUGAAAUUUCGUAAAUGCACAAUCAAUGGUAUCGCUUAUGGACUGGGCGAAACUGAUGCAACACAUGAAAUGUCAAAACUGUUUUAUAACAAAUACAUUUCAUCAGAUUUCUCAUUUAUCGAUCCAAAUCUUUUUCGAGCUUUAAAAACUAAAGACCAACAAUCAAAAGCAAUUCAAGAUUUCUUUUCAGCUCUCGCAUUAUGUCAUACUGUGCUUGUUGAAAAUCCUGAUGAAGAUAAUCCUUAUAAUAUUGUUUAUAAAGCUCAAUCACCAGAUGAGGCCGCCUUAGUUGCAUGCGCUAAAGAUGUUGGAUUUGUAUUUACUGGACGAUUCGAAAACACUUUAGUGAUUGAAGUGAUGGGUGACUGUAAACAUUUUGAAUUGUUGAAUGUGUUGGAAUUUAAUAGUAAUAGGAAAAGAAUGUCUGUUAUUGUACGUUCACCUGAAGGAAGCAUAAUAUUAUUGUGUAAAGGUGCUGAUAGUGUGAUUUAUGAACGGUUGGAAAAGGAUUGUCAAUUAAAGUUACGUGAAGAUACUUUGUUGGAUUUACAACAUUUUGCUAAUGAAGGACUUCGGACAUUAUGUUUAGCGUAUCGUAUUAUACCAGAUGAAGAAUAUGCUGAAUGGUCAUUAAAAUAUGCUGAAGCAGCAGCCAGCAUUGAUAAUAGGGAAGAGAAAAUAGAACAAGCAUGCGAAUUGAUUGAACAUUCAUUAGUAUUGAUGGGUGGUACAGCGAUUGAAGAUAAGCUUCAAGAAGGUGUUCCUGAGACAAUAGCCACAUUAGCAAAGGCUGGAAUAAAGUUAUGGGUGUUAACUGGUGACAAAAUAGAAACGGCCAUAAAUAUUGGGUUUGCAUGUAAUCUAUUGCAAAAUGAUAUGACCUUAAUCAUAAUCAAUGCUUCAGAUUUGCCAAGUACACUUGCUCAAUUACAUGAAACAAUGUUAAAAUUUUUUGGUAAUGAUGUUGAUAAAAUAAAUAAACAUGCAUUGAUAAUUGAUGGGGAAACGCUCAAGUAUGCACUUGAUGAUUCUGUCAAGCAACAUUUAUUGGAUCUUGGAAAAAGGUGUCAAAGUGUUCUUUGCUGUCGUGUAAGCCCAUUACAAAAGGCCAAAGUUGUUGAAAUGGUAAAAGAUGGUCUCAAAGUAAUGACUUUAGCUAUUGGAGAUGGUGCUAAUGAUGUUAGUAUGAUACAAGAAGCAAAUGUUGGUGUUGGAAUAGCAGGUGAAGAAGGUCGCCAAGCAGUAAUGUCAGCAGAUUUUGCUAUAGCACAAUUUAAAUAUUUGGAAAAACUUUUACUUGUUCAUGGCCGUUGGUCUUAUAUUAGAAUUGCAGAAAUGAUAUCAUGUUUUUUUUACAAAAACAUUGUUUGGACAAUUGCAAUGUUUUGGUAUCAAAUUUGGACCGGAUUUACAGCUCAAUAUCUUUACGACUACACAUAUAUAAUGCUUUAUAAUCUUAUAUUUACAGCAUUCCCUGUCAUGUUUUUGGGUACUUUUGAUCAAGAUGUUAAUGCAAAAGUUUCAUUAAAAUAUCCACAACUUUACAAACGUGGAAUUCUCCAAAAAGACUUUACAAAAUCCAAAUUUUGGUUAUAUGUAUUAGAUGCGUUCUACCAAUCAAUUAUUUGUUACUUUGUUUCAUUUGGCCUACUUCAAUUCGGACAAUCUCAUGCAAAUGGAUUAUCCAAUGAUGGAUUAGAAGAUUUAGGUACACUGGUAGCUGCUUCAGUCAUAGCAACCACUAAUUUAUAUGUUGGUUUGAACACCUUCAAUUGGACAUGGAUGGCAGCUGAUAGGAUACUAUAUACUGAAAUAGACUUUUGGAUGUCAAUUGCAUUGUCAGUUAUAAUUAGUAUUUUGCCAAGAUUUGUAGUAAAAUAUCUUCAUAAAACUUAUUGGCCAAUUGAUACUGACAUUAUUCGUGAAGAAGUUUUCAAAGAAAAUAAUUAUAAAAGUAAAAAAUAUGGUAUUAUUAAUGAUGAUGAUUUGUCAUCAUUAUCACAACUGCAACCACCACUAGAGUCUGAAGUAAUUACAGUCAACAACAAGCAGUCUUCAUCAUCAAGGAACAAUUCGCUUAGAAGAAAGAGAACAAGAGAUUCAUCGAUUUCUAUUGAUCAAAUGGUUCAUAUGGAUUCAGGAAUAUGUGAGGCAUUUACUGGGUUUGCAUUUUCUGUUGAAGAGAGUGCAUUUGAAACUUUCAGAAAAUCUGUUUAUAGUUUACCAAGUCCACGACGUAAAACUUUUUCUGAGGAGAUGGGGGUUAAUCAUGAAGGACUCACAACUGAAAGUCACGACUGGACCUUGGUGAAAGCUAUUGAUCUCGUACAUGAUCAAAAAAUAGUUGUCAUUGAUGGAGAUACUUCAAUAGAAGGCGCAUGCGAUAUACUUGUAAAAAACAAUAUAUCAUCAGCACCAGUUUAUGAUCGUUCAACUAAAAGUUAUGUUGGGAUGUUUGAUUGGGCAGAUGUGAUGUCUUAUUUGUUAAUUGUUUUGAAAAAGAAAAAUUCAAUUGAACAACAAAAAAAAACUGAUGCUGAACUUACCAAAGAAUUUCAGGAUUUAUUAAAAUUAUCGACGGAACAUCAACCAAUCCCUGUUAAAUUAGCUUCAGUUGUAGAAUUAUUCGGAAAUGGAACUCAUAGAGUUGCUGUUUUGGAUGGUGAUGGUAAUCUGAAGGGAAUAUUGUCGCAAUCUGGAGUGUUGAAUUAUUUAUAUAAUAAUGUUACUAGAUUUCCACAAAUUGAAAGCCUAUUCCCUAAAACGAUUUAUGAGUUUGAUAUUGGUAAAAGUCCUGUGAUAUUUGCUCAAGCAGACUCUUUUGUUCUAGAUGCAUUGAUAAUGAUGAAUGAUAAUGCAUUAAGUUCAGUUGCUAUCAUUGAUUCAGAAGGAAUGCUUAUUGGAAAUAUUAGUAUGACUGAUGUUAAAUAUAUUAUUAGAAGUUAUAGUCACUCAUUAAUGUGGAAGACAUGUCAAAAAUUUGUUAGUCAUGUAAGAAGUAUACAAGGAUUGGAAGAUGGUCAGGAUAGGUAUCCGGUGUUUGAUGUUCGUACAACAUCAACUUUAGGAUAUACAAUUGCCAAAUUGACAGCCACAAAAGCACAUCGUGUAUGGGUGGUUGAUGAGAAAAUAAAAGCUGUAGGAGUUGUAAGUUUAACAGAUAUUUUGGGUGUCUUCGCUCAAGCAGCUGACGGGAAUCUUUCACUGAAUAAACUAUCAGGAUCUACUUCUUCUUCUUAA